UGCUCAGAAGCGUCUAAAUUGCCAAAAUGACGGCUCAGAAGAAGCAGUAGAGGCGGAGUACAGGCUUUUUGUACUUCUCCAGGUCAGGUUGAGGUAACUCCACAUAGUCCUUAUGACAGCCAGUUCACGUUAGAUAGAUAACUAUAGCUACAGUAUUUAGCUAUACCUGUGCUAGCUUACCGUUAUAUCCCAUAUCAUUUGCAUUGUCCGCCUGGUUUGUUCACGCGACGUGAGUUGCUCAGUGUUGUAACUUAGCAACUACCGCGGACAUGGGACGGAAAGUGACCCUCGCUACGUGCUCGUUGAAUCAGUGGGCUUUGGACUUUGAAGGCAACCUGGAGAGAAUACUGAAGAGUAUUGAGAUUGCUAAAGCUCACGGAGCCAAAUACAGACUGGGCCCGGAGCUAGAGAUAUGCGGUUUUGGCUGUGCAGACCACUUCUAUGAGUCGGACACGUUGCUCCACAGCUUCCAGGUCCUGAGGAAGCUUCUAGAAUCGUCUGUCACCCAGGACAUCAUCUGUGACGUGGGCAUGCCCAUCAUGCAUCAUAAUGUGCGCUACAACUGUCGGGUCCUGUUCCUCAACAGAAAGAUUCUGUUGAUCAGACCUAAAAUGGUGAUGGCCAACCACGGGAACUACCGAGAGCUGCGCUGGUUCUCACCGUGGAACCAGUUAAGGAAUGUGGAGGAGUAUUUCCUGCCAAGAAUGAUCCAGGAGGUAACAGGGCAGGUUACUGUCCCAUUCGGUGACUGCGUGCUGUCCACUAAGGACACCUGCAUUGGCACUGAGAUUUGCGAGGAGCUCUGGAACCCCAGAAGCCCCCACAUUCAGAUGGGUCUGGAUGGAGUCGAAAUCUUUACCAAUUCGUCCGCCAGCCACCACGAGCUCCGCAAAGCGGACCAAAGAGUCAACCUGAUCAAGUCAGCCACCACCAAGGACACAGGACAAUGCAAAGCAGAGAUCACCAGAGGGCAGUGUUGUACCACCAAUACAGGACACAGUACCACCAGUGGAGGCAUCUACCUGUAUGCCAACCAGAGGGGCUGUGACGGGGACCGCGUGUACUACGAUGGGUGCGCCAUGGUGGUCAUCAACGGAGACAUUGUGGCACAGGGAGCGCAGUUCUCACUGAACGAUGUGGAGGUGAUUACAGCCACUCUUGACCUGGAGGAUGUGCGGAGCUACAGAGGAGAAGUGUGCCAGCCGAACAUGGAGCGUGAACCCAAACCUUGCCACAGGGUCAAAGUUGACUUCUCUUUCUCCAGUGGGGAUGAUAUCUUCCUCCCUACCCACCAGCCAAUAACAUGGCACUUUCAUACCCCAGAGGAAGAGAUCAGUCUAGGGCCGGCCUGCUGGCUGUGGGACUACCUGAGGAGAAGUGGACAGGCUGGUUUCCUGUUGCCUCUGAGUGGAGGUGUGGACAGCUCGUCCACCGCCUGUAUCGUCCACUCCAUGUGUGUGCUGCUCUGCCAGGCCGUAGAGGACGGCAACGGCCAGGUGCUGGAGGAUGUUCGCAGGGUGGUGGGGGAUGACUCCUACCGUCCCCAGCACCCAGGGGAGCUGUGCGCUCGCAUCUUCACCACCUGCUACAUGGCCAGCGAGAACUCCUCAGAGGACACAUGCAGCAGGGCCAGAGAGCUGGCCAAUCAGAUCGGCAGCACACACAUGAAUAUUAACAUAGAUAUGGCAGUGAAAGGCAUUCUGGGUAUCUUCUCAGUGGUUACUGGAAGGUGGCCUCAGUUUCGCGCCAAUGGAGGAAGCCACAGAGAAAACCUGGCUCUGCAGAAUGUGCAGGCUCGUGUCAGGAUGGUCCUGGCCUACCUGUUUGCCCAGCUGAGUCUGUGGGCGCGGGGGAAACCCGGUGGAUUGCUGGUGCUUGGCUCAGCCAACGUAGAUGAGAGCCUGACAGGGUAUUUCACAAAGUACGACUGUUCCAGCGCUGACAUCAACCCAAUAGGAGGCAUCAGCAAGGCUGACCUGAAGAGCUUCCUGCUCUACUGUGUGGAGCAGUUCCAGCUCCCCGCUCUGACAGGCAUCCUGUCCGCACCUCCCACAGCUGAACUGGAGCCACUGACAGACGGACAUGUGUCACAAACAGACGAGGCAGACAUGGGGAUGACCUACUCUGAGUUAUCUGUGAUUGGACGACUGAGGAAGAUCUCCAAGUGCGGCCCCUUCAGUAUGUUCUGUAAACUCAUUCACAUGUGGAAGGAUGCGCUCUCACCCACAGAGGUUGCCCAGAAGGUGAAGCACUUCUUCCGCAUGUACUCCAUGAACCGCCACAAGAUGACCACGGUGACGCCGUCCUACCACGCCGAGAGCUACAGCCCCGAUGACAACCGCUUUGACCUCCGACCUUUCCUCUAUAACACUCGCUGGACCUGGCAGUUCAGGUGCAUCGACCAGGUGUCCCAGGAGACGGCAAACACCCCACGGCAAUAGGAACCUGAGGUCUUCAGUGUCCUGUCAUUACCCAUCCCAACUGUGAGAUCAAAAAGAUCAUAUAUUAUUUGGUGAUUUUGUGUAGCUUUCAGUCAAGCCAAAUACGUUGUACUGUGUUUGCAAGCGCAGGGCCAAGCAGGGGACAGAAUUACUUUUCUGGGACUCUAUAGAACCUUUGUUCUACCCAGUGGUGGGAUGUAACGAAGUACAUUUACUUAAGUGCUGCA
Molecule: messenger RNA, 2668 nt
Organism: Perca flavescens (yellow perch)
Lineage: Eukaryota; Metazoa; Chordata; Actinopteri; Perciformes; Percidae
Gene: nadsyn1
Product: NAD synthetase 1
Exons: 22
Coding region: 270-2441 (723 amino acids)
Biological process (GO): NAD+ biosynthetic process
Cellular component (GO): cytoplasm
Molecular function (GO): NAD+ synthase (glutamine-hydrolyzing) activity; ATP binding; glutaminase activity
Source: RefSeq, a predicted model, not a curated record